Messenger RNA from Aaosphaeria arxii CBS 175.79, 1092 nucleotides. Its product is annotated as Glyoxalase/Bleomycin resistance protein/Dihydroxybiphenyl dioxygenase. Lineage: Eukaryota; Fungi; Ascomycota; Dothideomycetes; Pleosporales. Bases 1 to 1092 code for a protein of 363 amino acids. Gene Ontology annotation, cellular component: mitochondrion. The transcript has 2 exons. Gene Ontology annotation, biological process: L-methylmalonyl-CoA metabolic process. Gene Ontology annotation, molecular function: methylmalonyl-CoA epimerase activity. The record is from RefSeq and is a predicted model, not a curated record.
AUGUCGCUGGUGUUCAAGCUCCUCUUCAACUUUCUUUCAAAACUGCCCAGGUUUAUACGUGAGCGCAUCAUGCCGGACAUGCUUAUCCCCCCGAUAUCGAACAACCCUUCCAAGGUCCAAUUAGACCGCUUAGGUCAUUUUUACUUCGAGCAUCCCGAUCUAGAGAAAUUCAGCAAAUUCGCUGCAGACUUUGGCUUCGUCGAGGAAAAAAGGACUAAGGACAGGAUCUAUUUCCGCGGAUACGGCAAAGACCCGUACGUGUAUGUAGCGACCAGGAGUAAGGACGGCAAGCCUAGAUUCCGCGGUCCGGCGUUCGUUGCUCGGUCACAGGAGGAAUUCGAGAAGGCUGCGAAACUUCCUGGGGCCAUCAUGGGUUCUUUAGAAGAUACACCCGGCGGGGGUAAAAUAAUAACUUUCAACCGAACUGACAAUACUCUCUUUCAUAUUAUCUACGGUCAGACAGAGCGAGAGACUGGUUCACAAGAGGCGACCGCUACACACGAGCAACAAGGACCCUACAACAGAGCAUUUGAAAAGCCCCGCAAGGGCAAGUUCCAGCGGUAUCACCCAGGACCUGCGCUCGUCCACAAGGUUGGUCACUUUGGCUAUGUUUGCCCCGACUUCGACAAUGAACUGGCGUGGUACACGGACAACUUCAACUUCGUGCCGUCCGACAUCCUCUAUCACUGGGACUUCUCGAACAUGGAUGUGCUAACCUUUAUGCAUCUCGACCUCGGCGAGGAGUACUCCGACCACCACGUCUUCUUCAUGCAGCGGGCGGAGCCGGAGGUGAAGAAGACAUUUGUUCACCACACGUCCUAUGAGGUUGCAGAUAUGGACACGCAACAGCUCGGACACGAGUGGCUGGCGUCAAAAGGCUGGAAAAGCAUCUGGGGAGUGGGUCGACACGUCUUAGGUAGCCAAAUCUUUGACUAUUGGGCGGAUUCGAGUGGUUUCAAGAUUGAACAUUACGCGGACGGUGAUCUAGUGAACAAAGACACACCAACAUCAAGAGACGUGGUGGGCCCGUUCUCGAUUUGGGGACCAGAAGUACCGAAAGAUUUUGGCGGGAAGGGCGCAUCACCAAGUUGA